Molecule: messenger RNA, 3466 nt
Organism: Mus pahari (shrew mouse)
Lineage: Eukaryota; Metazoa; Chordata; Mammalia; Rodentia; Muridae
Gene: Irak4
Product: interleukin 1 receptor associated kinase 4
Exons: 12
Coding region: 172-1533 (453 amino acids)
Biological process (GO): signal transduction; protein phosphorylation
Cellular component (GO): plasma membrane
Molecular function (GO): magnesium ion binding; protein serine/threonine kinase activity; ATP binding
Source: RefSeq, a predicted model, not a curated record
CCUGUCCCCUAGGGGGAUAUGAUGCCCCGGUGACCCGCAGCAUCCCCGAUCGCAGGCAGUCUGAAGUCGCCUGGUGGCCCUGCGUCCUCCACUCCCGAGUCCUCGCCGGACCGUGGCGGGGCGCCGAUCGCCUUGUCCAGGAAGCGAGGAACGUCAGAGAGGAAGUAGAAGAUGAACAAGCCGUUGACACCAUCGACAUACGUACGCAGCCUCAAUGUUGGAAUCCUUAGGAAGCUGUCGGAUUUUAUUGAUCCUCAAGAAGGGUGGAAGAAAUUAGCAGUAGCUAUCAAAAAGCCGUCCGGUGAUGACAGAUACAAUCAGUUUCAUAUAAGGAGAUUCGAAGCCUUACUUCAGACCGGGAAGAGCCCCACCUGUGAACUGCUGUUUGACUGGGGCACCACGAACUGCACAGUUGGCGACCUUGUGGAUCUUCUGGUCCAGAUUGAGCUGUUUGCCCCCGCCACGCUCCUGCUGCCGGAUGCCGUUCCCCAAACCGUCAACAGCCUGCCUCCGAGAGAAGCGGCAACAGUGGCACAGACACAUGAGCCUUGUCAGGAAAGGGGCAGGACCUCUGUAAUGCCUAUGCCGAAGCUAGAAAACAGCUACGAGCCACCCGACUCCUCAAGUCCAGACAAUAGAAGUGUAGAAUCCAGCGACACUCGGUUCCACAGCUUCUCAUUCCACGAACUGAAGAGCAUCACAAACAACUUCGACGAGCGACCCGCGUCCGCCGGUGGCAACCGAAUGGGAGAGGGCGGAUUUGGAGUGGUGUACAAGGGCUGUGUGAACAACACCACCGUGGCGGUAAAGAAGCUCGGAGCGAUGGUUGAAAUCAGUACUGAAGAACUAAAGCAACAGUUUGAUCAAGAAAUUAAAGUAAUGGCAAAGUGCCAGCAUGAGAACCUGGUGGAGCUGCUCGGCUUCUCCAGCGACAGCGACAACCUGUGCUUAGUGUAUGCGUACAUGCCCAACGGUUCCUUGCUGGACAGACUGUCCUGCCUGGAUGGUACUCCACCACUUUCCUGGCACACGAGAUGCAAGAUUGCUCAGGGCACAGCAAACGGCAUCAGUUUUCUACAUGAAAAUCAUCACAUUCAUAGAGAUAUUAAAAGUGCAAAUAUCUUACUAGACAAAGACUUUACUGCCAAAAUAUCUGACUUUGGGCUUGCACGGGCUUCUGCAAGGCUAGCGCAGACGGUCAUGACCAGCCGAAUUGUGGGCACAACGGCUUAUAUGGCACCCGAAGCUUUGCGAGGCGAAAUAACACCCAAAUCCGACAUCUACAGCUUCGGUGUGGUUCUGUUAGAGCUGAUAACUGGACUGGCGGCUGUGGAUGAAAACCGCGAACCUCAGCUACUACUGGAUAUUAAAGAAGAGAUUGAAGAUGAAGAGAAGACGAUUGAAGAUUACACCGAUGAAAAGAUGAGCGAUGCGGACCCUGCUUCAGUGGAAGCGAUGUACUCUGCUGCUAGCCAGUGUCUGCAUGAGAAGAAAAACAGAAGACCAGAUAUUGCAAAGGACCUUUCGGUUUAGCAAAACUCUGCUUAUGUGCAUGCUGCUUGGGGUGGACCUCAUCAUACAGGAAAUCCGCAGUCAGCUCAUCCCCAUUGUCUAUCUCAAUCUGUAAGACAGGAAGGCACCAGUGUCAAACAACGGAACGAAACCUUCAGCACUGAAGCACUGUACGCCGGCGCCCAGCUGUGGAUGCCUCCAUGAACGGACCACACACCUUCCACAGGAGAACAAGCAAGGGCUGUGUCUGUAAUGCCUGCCUUCCAACCCUUCUGGGAGACACUAAAGCACCUGUCUCAACAGUCAGCCUCUCACCGCGGCUCCUGAAGGUAACGUUUCCCGGCAGCAGUGAGCACUGCGCCCUCCAGCUGCCCUGCCUUAUGAAUUCAAACAUCGCACUUGCUCCUUCAUCCUCUGCGCUACCUGGAGUCUCUCUACAACAGGGCUAGGCCAAUGAUGACAGAUCAAAUCUCUAGCCCAACUUUUGGGCAAUUCACACUUAAGGGGCUUCAAAAACAACAAAAACAUGGGGAAGACACCCAGGUCUGCUGGCAAAGCCUAAGAUGUUUACUGUCUGGUUUUGUGCAGCAUCAGCUGACCCUUUGUGAAGGUGCUAGCAUACACUGAGAGACAGACAGAAUCUAGAACUGCUCCAGGCUCAGCACCCCAACACCAGCAGUUUAUAAGGAAGAAUUUUUGCCUAUACCCUACCUGCAUUUAAGAAGAUAUAUGGAGAUCUGGUAGCAACACCCCACUUUGUAAACUGACAGAAAUGUUCUAUAUAUGUUGCAAUCCUAAUGCUACAGAUGGCCAAUGAGCACUUGCAGUUAUCAGUGUUAAGAAAGGGAAUCUUACAUUUUAUUUUGUUUAUGCUUAGCCAGCCACAGUGGCUUGCAGCUACCAUGCACUUAGCACAUAUCUAACCAUGGGCUCAUGACAGGCCAUCCCUGGGCACUCAGUAGGCUCCAAGGACUGAGAAUGAAAACUCUAAGACUAAGUAUUCUCCUGUGUGAGCCACGGCACUUGGAAAGGCAACGCACUGUGCAGGAUAGGAAUGACGGGCAGACUAGAGCAAUAUCAAUAUGCUGAAAUGGCACAGCCCACCUUUCUGAUCACAUCCAUCUGUAGCUGUCGCUCUACAAUCUCGAGCAGAGGGCUCUUGCAGCUGGAAUACAGCAUCCGCUCUCUUAUGCUGCACGUGUAUCCAGGCAUCGAAUAAAUAAAAACUGUAAAUUCAAAUAACAACAAUUAGAAAUGUCAACAAAAGCAAGUCUAUAAAGCUCCUCAAAUUGCAUCUAAGCUCCUGGCAAGAAGCACAGAAGCAUACAGUGCUGAGACAGAAGAUAAGGCAGGCGUCCCAUACCUACGGACUCUAAGUAGUCUCCUUCAUGGGAAUGCUUAUACAGAAAGAAAUGGUAACGUGCUGAAUCCUUGGGAAUCCUCUUUGGCAAAUCUCUUAGUUCUGUAUUUUCUGUGUUGGCCAAAAUUAUUGUUUCAUUUUUUAUAUCUAUUUCCUAUCAAAAAGAAACAGCAUUUGUGAAACAGGUAAAACAUAAAUUAACUUAGAUGAGAGUCAAAGAUGAUGUACAGAGGCGUGGACUGUCAGGAGCCAUCGAGGAGAGGCUAAGGCCUUCCCAGAGGUAGCCCACCUUCUUGUAUGGACUAAAAUGGGUGAGCUCUGAGAGGCAAGGUCCCAAAAAGACUUCAUCUCAGGACUAUUUCUUGUAGCUGAAAUGUCUUUCCUCUCAUUAUUAAAUUAAUAUAAUAAUCCGUGGGCAUUAGCCUGCCCUAUUGAGCAGAUUUUCUGCAGGUCAACAUAAACAUUCAUGAAUUAAUGCUGUUUAGAUAAAUUAAUGAUUUUAUAAACUUCCCUGAUUUGAUUCAAAUAAUGUUAGGAAUAAAGUUUUAAGAUAUGGUUGUUUUGCUAGGAAGAUGUAAUAAAGUUAGAAUUAAG